GGAAAUCUGCAUGACGUUUCUUACUUAAGGAUAUUGAACCGGCUAGAACACAGGACCAGCAUACUUGACACUAGGGCUUUCUACAAGACAUUCUUCAUUGACCUCACUACCGUUCACGAUGCAAUCCCUACGAACCCGCAAGCCAUCCGAGUCGCGGGUCAAGGCCGCUCAGCCUCGCCAGACCACUAUACGCAAGCCCAAUCCCAACGUUCGGGAUGCAGAACGACGUGCAACGCGUGUUGGAGAGAAGAUGAAGAAGCGGAUGUCAAUGCGCUAUGCGGAUAUCUCUGGUCCGGCCGGCAUUGGAAGCAUUCCUGAUGUGCCCUCGUUGCCUACUGGCGUGCGUGUGGGGUCCUACAGGGGUGGCUCUGUGGAUGAGCGGGGGUUUACGGAGGAGCCGAAGGAGGAUCCCAAGGCCGCGGAGCUGAGGUUGCUGGACAAGGAUGAUUUCGACCCGGACGCUUACAUUAAGCUGAAGCUGGCGAAUUCGACUGAGUCCGAAUUGAGGACGCUGCAGUCUGGUCUUCAGGCACAGAAAGAUGACGUUGCUGUAGACUUGCAGCGCAACGUCUUCAAGAACUACGCGGAGUUCAUGCUUGUGUCGAAGGAGGUCAGCACCCUGGAGAACGAGAUGCUGGAGUUCAAGGAAGCCCUAUCGGAAUGGAAGGGCAUGCCGUCACUGCUACAUAUCGACGACUCGGCCUCGGUCGCAGAACGCCGCAGGAAUGUCCGUUCAUCGAUCGCGGACCUCCGGAUAUUGUAUGCGAACCAAAUGCAGAACCUCCAUAUGCAAAUUGAGGGUUCGUCGAAGUUCGUCCCCACCACUCCCGGCCGUCACGUUGUCACGGAGGUCGACAAUGUCGUUGCCCUCAAUCCCGCGACGUACAAGGUCGACCACUCCGUCCGAUUCGUCCUGCUCGACGACGCUGUACUCGUCGCCCGGAAGCGCAAGCGGAGAAACAAUGGGGAGAGCGAUAAGCUAGUUGCUGAGAAGUGCUGGCCCUUGAGUGAGAUGCUGGUACUGGAUACCAAGGAUACCCCAAGCAUGACCAAUGUCUUCAAGAUCAGACAUGGGAAGGAGACUCACGUUUAUCGAACAGACAUCUCGGCCGACAAGAAAAACCUGCUCAGCCAGUUCCGUCACGUUGCGGAGGAGCUCGCAGCAAAGAAGCGAAAAGAGCGUGAAGGCGAGCACCAGCGGCGGAAAAGUCUCUGGGUGGGUGGAGGAGAUCGCGGCUCCUUGUUCGUUCCAGAUAGCAUGCCCGGGAUGCCCCCAAUCCCCGAGUGGAUGGCAGACCUUGCGACUAAAGGCGCAGAUAUGGGCUCCUCCGCCAAGGAGAAGUCCGAGCGCGACGUGCGCUGGAUCGGCGACUGGUCUGACGAGCUUACUGUAGCAAUCGCCCUGAGAGAGUGGGAGAAGGCCGUGAAGCUCGUCGAGGAGGGCGAGUCCAAGUUGCCGACUAUGCCUCCGCUUGGGGCGAAGCUGACCCCGCUCAAGGCGUCGCUUACUGCGGCACUGCUGCAGAGCUUGUCCGUGCCAUCGAACAAGAAGAGUACCGUUGUCAGCCUCAUCGGGCUCCUCGUAAGGCUGAAGGCUGGCCCUGCUGCCAGGAGCACGUUCUUGGCUGCGAGGGCGGACGUCAUCAAGAAGUGUGUGCGGAAGAUCACAUUUGAAGGCCACAUCCCGUCGUUCAUCGCGGACUUAGCCACCGUGGUGUUCACCGGAGUGAAACACACCGCAGAUUGGUUCCUGGCGAGCUUCAGGGAGAACGAAGUUGCUAGCAGCUUCGUUGAGUGGGCAAGGCAACAGAUCGAGCUGUAUGCAGAAAUGUUCCGGAAGCAAGUCUAUAGCUCGGACGUGGACGCCCGUACCAUCGACGACGCCAUACAGAUCACCCACGUUCAAAGUAAGAAGCUCCUCGAAGAGUAUGGAAUCGACUUCCGCUACCUCCUAGACAAUCUCCUCGUCGACAAAGCUAGGGACGGCGCACUGGUGCGACCCCCAACUUACCGCCCUCACGCAGAACGGACACCCGACCCCAUCCACACGCCUUCCUCCACCCCCGUCCGUUCCCGAUCACCUGCGCAGUCCACCUCUGCGCGUUCACGAACUCCUAUUCCAACCGUACCACCUGUGCCAUCAUCUAUCGCAAUGCCACCGCCGUCCACAAUGCCUGCCCUGGCUGUGCCCACGCCUCUGUCUGCUUCACCUCGCCGUUCGCCUUCGUCAACUCGACUGCGGUCUCCUGCGCCACCGCCUCGCACAGCCAGUCAGGCUCCUGCGCCGCUGCCACCGCGGUCGAGGGACAGGCCGAACAGGCAGGGUGGGAUGUUCUAG
This is a messenger RNA of Dichomitus squalens LYAD-421 SS1, 2338 nucleotides long. RefSeq lists its product as uncharacterized. Gene Ontology annotation, cellular component: exocyst. The transcript has 8 exons. The record is from RefSeq and is a predicted model, not a curated record. Gene Ontology annotation, biological process: Golgi to plasma membrane transport; exocytosis; intracellular protein localization. The coding region runs from base 119 to 2338 and encodes 739 amino acids. Lineage: Eukaryota; Fungi; Basidiomycota; Agaricomycetes; Polyporales; Polyporaceae.